GCAGUACCAGAGCCAAGAUGGCGGCCAGCAGGAGGCUGAUGAAGGAGCUUGAAGAAAUCCGCAAAUGUGGGAUGAAAAACUUCCGUAACAUCCAGGUUGAUGAAGCUAAUUUAUUGACUUGGCAAGGGCUUAUUGUUCCUGACAACCCUCCGUAUGAUAAAGGGGCCUUCAGAAUUGAAAUCAACUUUCCAGCAGAGUACCCAUUCAAACCACCGAAGAUCACAUUUAAAACGAAGAUCUAUCACCCGAACAUUGACGAAAAGGGGCAGGUCUGUCUGCCAGUAAUUAGUGCUGAAAACUGGAAGCCAGCAACCAAAACUGACCAAGGUAAGGCGUCUCCUCAUGUCUUCUGGGGACACUGCUGCGGGCAGGGCCUUCUAGGUCCCUUCUGACACCACGUCGCAUGGAGUCCAGAGAAAUACUAUAGCACUGACCACCGUGUCCACAGAAGGCUGUUGUGGUCCCUCUGUCCCAUGGGCUUGGCCUAUCUCAGCUAAGCUUCAACUCACGCAGGUGUUCUUGUGCUCGCGGCCCAAGGGGGACCCGCGCAGACAGACCAGCCCAGUGCUCGCUCCCAGUACAGGGAGGGAUGUGACCCUGUCCCUGGGAGUGUUCGUGAGGAUUGUGGGCUGCCUGGGGGGGCAAGUGGCCUCACACAGCAGUUAGCACGUGGACUCAGACUGGAAGGGGGUAGAGAGGGUGUUGAGGGCCUGCGGGCUUGAGCCGGAGCCAUGUGGCAGGCCACAGGAUGCUGGGGCUCACUGGGGUGUCUUGGGAGGGCACGGCCAGGCUUGAGGGGAGUGUGCGUACAUGAAAGCACACAGUCAGCCUUAGUGGGCCUGGAACUCCCUGUGUGUCCCUGGGUCUGGGUGCCCUCAUUUUUCUGGGAAAAGUACUUGAUUCACUACUGUGGUCGCCCCCCUCUUUUCCCCGGCAGGUGACUAAACUUUGUUAUAGACUGUGUCUAGUUUUUAUUCUUAAUUCUAGAAUUUUCUUUUGCAAUCCUAACCUCAUAUUUUUGGUGGCUUUCUUGUAAGUAACUCCCUGAACCACUUAUGGUCUUUUUAGAUUAAGGAGAAUGGAUGAGGCUGGAAUUUGAGAGGCUGCAGGUGUUGUUGUUUGGUUUUUUUUUUUUUUUUUUUUUUUUUUUUGUGACUGCUAUAAACAGUCAUUUUCCAGUGGAACCCGUGAAAGACUUACUGAAACAGUCACCAUGAAAGGCAUCCACCAGGCUCCCACAGCUGAGCAGCAGAAAGCAGUGGGUACCAAGCGUGGAGUCACAGUGGAGGAGUCUCCAGGGGGCUUGGUGCUUGGUCGUGCACAAGCUGAUGUCUGUAAAAGAUUGACAGAGUUGUUCUUAAGCACACAAACUCCUAGCUCUGUGUGGGAGCCUGCAGUUGCUGCAUUUGCUCAGGCGGCCAGACCGCAGAGAGUUACGGGUCUCCUCCCUCACUUGAGAAUUGGGCACAGGUACUUGUGCUCUGCCCCUCUCAGGGGGCAGGCUGCCCAAGAGGGCCGUGGCAGCACCGGUCCUGUUUUCAGCUUCAGGGCUCGGUGAGCAGCCAACAUGCUCUGCUUUUCCAGGUUGUGGGUGCUUUUUUCAAAUAGUCAGAUAAACCUAAGAGAGGUUUUUCAUUCUUUUGUACUUGUUGACUUAGGUUUUGAAGAUAAAAGUUUUAUCUUAAACAUGGUGCUGUUCUACAUGCAGCACCGGGCAGAAUUGCUAUUUUGUGAUGGGAGACAGGGUUUCUCUCUAGAUCAUUCUGUAGAUUCAUCUGGCAUGGCCUUGAGCUUAUCCUCACACACUUCAGGAAUGUAGUCCCUGGCACUCGACACCGUGUCCCCCAUGUUUCAGUUACCUGUUACUGUAUUACAAACCAUCUCAAAACUUAGUGGCUUAAAUUAACAACAGUUUAUUAUUUCUCAUUCUGUAGGUUGACUGGGCUCAGCUGGGUGAUUCUAUAGCUGGUCAUUCCUGGGGUCACUCAUGGUUCACUAUAAUUCAGCAUUCACAGCAACUUUUAGUGGGUAACUACUGCAAGUAAUGAGAAGCAACAGUAUAUGGAAUGUCCAGAAUAGGCAGAUCUAUAGUCAGAAAGGUGGUUAGUGUUUGUCUGGGGCUGGGGGAGGGGUCUAGGAAGUGAUUACUAAGGAGAGUGGGUAUUCUUUUGGGGAUGAUGAAAACGUUCUGGAGUUAGAUAGUGGUGGUGUCACAUGAUUUUGUGAAUA
Messenger RNA from Kogia breviceps (pygmy sperm whale), 2229 nucleotides. NCBI's taxonomy places the organism in Eukaryota, Metazoa, Chordata, Mammalia, Artiodactyla, Physeteridae. The record is from RefSeq and is a predicted model, not a curated record.